Sclerotinia borealis F-4128 is the source of this 375-nucleotide messenger RNA. NCBI's taxonomy places the organism in Eukaryota, Fungi, Ascomycota, Leotiomycetes, Helotiales, Sclerotiniaceae. The record is from the annotation of a GenBank genome assembly.
AUGUCCCGUCAAACGUCUGAAAUACCGCAAACCCAAACACAAACACAAACCCGCAGAGCACUGCAAGAUACAAUCGAGGAUCUAAAAGUUGAUGUGCAAACCUUUCUGGAUAAGGGAUGGUUUACAUCGGAGGAAAUGGAGUUUAUUUAUUCUUUGGAGGGGGUGGAGGGGGGUAGGAAUGGGGAUGGGGAUGGUGGUGGGGGGAGAGGGGCUAGAGAUGGGGAGAGAGGAAGGGGGAUUACGGGUGAGGCGGGGAGAGCAAGCGGAAUUAGGGAUGAGGGAGGGAGAGGAAGCGGGGAUAGGGGGGAGAGAGAGUGGGAAUGGGAAAAUUGGGUGAGGUUGAUGUUAGGGUGGUUAUUGGCCUUGACGCUUUGA